UGGUGGCGGGAAUGACUUGCUUCUGAUGUGGGACCUCUGAAGCUGUAAAGCCCAUGGUGGUUGGUGCCUGUUGUGUUAGGUGAAGCUCUGUUUCUUCAUCCCCUUCUUCUCCUCUCUCUCUCUCUCUCUCUCUAGGGUACCUUCAUUUUGUGCUUGAAGCAAAACUGUGAUAACAAUGUCGUCGUCUUCCUCCCACGAACAACCGCAAGUCAUAACCUGCAAAGCUGCGGUGGCAUGGCGAGCUGGUGAGCCACUGGUUAUAGAGGAAAUAAAAGUGAGUCCACCUCAACCUCUUGAGAUCAGAAUCAAAGUUGUCUGUACAUCUCUCUGUCGCAGCGACCUAUCCGCUUGGGAGUCUCAGUCUCUUUUGCCCCGUAUCUUUGGCCAUGAAGCUGCAGGUAUAGUGGAGAGUAUAGGGGAAGGAGUAACAGAGUUUGAGAAAGGAGAUCACGUGAUCGCUGUCUUCACUGGAGAAUGCGGGUCAUGUCGGCAUUGCAUCUCUGGUAAAAGUAACAUGUGUCAGGUUCUUGGAAUGGAGAGGAGAGGUUUGAUGCAUAGUGAUCAGAAGACUCGUUUUUCUAUCAAAGGCAAACCUGUUUACCAUUACUGCGCGGUUUCGAGUUUCAGUGAGUACACUGUGGUUCACUCUGGCUGUGCUGUCAAAGUCCAUCCUCUUGCACCUCUCCACAAGAUAUGUCUCCUCAGCUGUGGAGCAGCCGCAGGUCUUGGUGCAGCAUGGAACGUUGCUGAUGUACAAAGAGGUUCAAGUGUUGUGAUAUUUGGUCUAGGAACUGUCGGUCUUUCGGUUGCUCAAGGAGCCAAACUCAGAGGUGCAGCUCAAAUAAUUGGUGUUGAUAUCAACUCCUCUAAGGCUGAAAAAGCAAAGACAUUUGGCGUCACGGACUUCAUCAACUCAAGUGACAUCUCUGAGCCCAUACACCAGGUAAUCAAAAGAAUGACAGGAGGAGGUGCAGAUUUCUCAUUUGAAUGUGUUGGUGAUACAGGAGUAGCUACAACUGCUUUACAAUCAUGUUCAGAUGGAUGGGGCAUGACCGUUACUCUAGGUGUACCGAAAGUGAAGCCUGAAGUUUCAGCUCACUAUGGACUCUUUCUAUCAGGGAAGUCGUUGAAAGGGACUCUCUUUGGUGGGUGGAAGCCUAAGUCUGAUCUUCCUUCACUCAUUGAAAAGUACAUGAACAAGGAAAUUAUGAUUGAUGAGUUGGUCACUCAUGAUCUAGCGUUUGAUGAUAUUAACGAAGCUUUUGAGCUUAUGAGAGAGGGGAAGUGUCUGCGUUGCGUUCUUCAUAUGUCAAAGUAAUGUCUUUGAGAUAAUAUGUACAGUUUCAAGAAAGAAUCUGUUUUUUAUUACAGAGGGUGUGUCGAGUUCUCUUGUUAUGUGAAAGUUCUCUUGUUAUGUGAAAUAACAAGUGAUUGUGUUAUAAAGUGACCUACAUUUGAGGAGAAUAUUACUCUCACCGACACUUUCCUCUUUAUCAAUUACACUUUAAGUAA
Molecule: messenger RNA, 1512 nt
Organism: Raphanus sativus (radish)
Lineage: Eukaryota; Viridiplantae; Streptophyta; Magnoliopsida; Brassicales; Brassicaceae
Product: alcohol dehydrogenase-like 6
Exons: 10
Coding region: 176-1318 (380 amino acids)
Biological process (GO): formaldehyde catabolic process
Cellular component (GO): cytosol
Molecular function (GO): S-(hydroxymethyl)glutathione dehydrogenase [NAD(P)+] activity; zinc ion binding
Source: RefSeq, a predicted model, not a curated record